AUCGCCAACAAAAACUAAGUGGACUAUACUUACAUAAAGAUGUUGAUUACCGAACGGUGUUAAUUGAAAUUGAAGAUAAAUAUAGCGAAGAAGAAUUGCCCGAAAAAGAGCAUUUAGCCGAAGAAGUUGUUUUACAAUAUUGCCAUUUAGUAAUCAAAGCUCUAAUUACUGAUUUAAGUGAUUAUGCGAAACCAAUUAAGAAAAAAACCCUCAAAAAAACCACUAAUUUAAUCGCGGUUAAAUCUAAAACCAAAAACCCUACUUCUCUAACUUCUACUAAACAAAAAGAACUGAAGAAAUUAGUCUCCGCUUAUCAACAAGUGGGAAUUAGUUUAACUAA
Messenger RNA from Funneliformis geosporum, 340 nucleotides. The record is from the annotation of a GenBank genome assembly. Lineage: Eukaryota; Fungi; Glomeromycota; Glomeromycetes; Glomerales; Glomeraceae.